Molecule: messenger RNA, 3552 nt
Organism: Fusarium oxysporum Fo47
Lineage: Eukaryota; Fungi; Ascomycota; Sordariomycetes; Hypocreales; Nectriaceae
Product: cohesin subunit IRR1
Exons: 2
Coding region: 1-3552 (1183 amino acids)
Biological process (GO): sister chromatid cohesion
Cellular component (GO): nucleus; cohesin complex; chromatin
Molecular function (GO): chromatin binding
Source: RefSeq, a predicted model, not a curated record
AUGGACAAUAACGCGAGCCCGUCUCCGGAUCCUGAUGCGACAACGCGUCGCCGAUCGGGACGCGUCGUGAGGGCACCCACCAAAUUUACUCCUGAUACUGCAACUCAAUCGACAAAUCCAAAGCGCAAGCGAGACGAUCAGGACGACGAAGAAGAGGACGAAGAGGAAGAUGCGGAAAUUGAAGCGCCCGAUUCAGACGAGGAGAUGAGCAACGAGCCCGACAAUGACAGCGAUGAAGACCAUCCCGCGCCGCGCUCUAGAAAGAAGUCGUCGCAAACAAGUCGCGCAAAGAAGCCUUCAGCCAAAAAGCCCAAGAUCAACGGUUCCAAGCCUUUGCGGCCUGCGCGAGUGACCCAUGCAGCCAAAAGUCUCCCGAGCAGACCUAAGAAGAGUGUUCGCAUUGAAGACGCUGCUGUGAAAGGGCAUGGGCUCUACUCCCAUCUGUUCGGAUCGGGUGAUUCUAGCAAAUCGGUGGCAGAAGAAUGGCUGGCUAGUUACAAGACCAACGCAGUAGCAGCCACUGCUGAUUUGGUGAACUGCAUCCUUCAAUGCGCUGGCUGUGAUCAACUCAUCACUGAAGACGAUGUUUUAGACUUGGACAACGUUGCAGGACGACUGGCAGAUCUUCAGAGCAUUUACCAAGAGGUAUUACAAUUCUCAAUCGUGCCUCUAGCCAUGGAAAUUUUGCUGACAUUAUUACAGCAACAAAUUACCGACUAUCCUCUCAUCUCCAGAACCAAACAUUCACGAUCCUUCCGAGACGUACUCAUUUCCUUCUUCGAAUGCCUCAUCGUUGAUAUGCACCAAGGUCGUCUCAUGUACAGAGACGAAACAUUUCUUGACAACCUGCAUACAUGGCUUGCUAGCAUGUCCUCAUCAUCACUCCGACCCUUCCGCCAUACCGCAACCACUAUAUCUUUGGCAGUCCAAAGUGCGCUAGUCACAGUAGCCAACGACCUUGACUACAGACUCAAGAAGAGUACAGAAAAGCGUGACAAGGAACAGACCAACAAAGAUCGCAAAGCUUGCGCCGAUGCCAUUCAGUCGUUUUUCGACACUGUUUUUGUGCAUCGUUACCGAGAUGUCGAUCCCAAGAUUCGAACUGAGUGUGUGGAAGCACUCGGGAACUGGAUCAUUUCCCUGCCUGUCAUCUUCCUUGAGCCGGGCUACCUCCGGUAUCUUGGCUGGAUGCUGUCAGAUACUAAUGCACCCACUCGUCUCGAGGUCUUGAAGCAGCUUACCAAAGUCUUUCGGAGAGACGCCGGGCAGCUGGGCCACUUUAUUGACAGAUUUCGCCCGCGAUUGGUUGAAAUGGCCUGCAAAGAUUCCGAUGUCGCCGUUCGCGUCGCAGCAAUUGGCGUUAUUGACGUCCUCCGCGACCAAGACCUUUUAGAAGGCGAAGAGGUGGACGCUAUUGGGAAGCUCAUAUUUGACAAUGAACUCAGAAUUCGAAAGGCGGUUGUUGGGUUCUUCGUCGCAUGCACUAAGGACGCUAUCAGUGAAAAGACGAAGGACCUGCGUGAUUCUGAAGCUACGGAGGACAUACCUCGCGGGAAGAAGGCUUCUGUUGACGCCCCCCGUAUGGAAUGGAUUGAUCUAAAGUGCCUUGCCGAAACCCUUGCUAUCUAUGACAAUCAGAUCGAGGAGGAGCACCAAAGUGGUCAGAUAUUGGGAUUAGAUGUUGCGGUUGAUCUUUUGGAGUCUGCUGUUCCAGAGACCAGGAUCUCGCUGGCAGCCCAAGUUCUAUUCGAGAAGGUCAACGCGAUAAAGCAGUGGACACUCUUGGCAGGAUAUUUGCUCUUUGAUCACACAACGAGUUCAAAAUCGCGAUCCAAGGGAAACAACCCAGAUCUUGCAUUCAAGAAGGCUGUUGCACCUACUACCGAGGAAGAAUCGAUACUCCUGGAUGUAUUGAGCUCAGCAGUAAAAUCCAGCCUGACACAUGCGCCUGACCACGACAGAUCAAGAAAGAAGCCACAGACAGGCAAAGAAGCCGAGGAUGUGCGAAUAAGCCCCGAAGAUACAGCAGCCGAGCUGGUCAUUGUAAUCCCCCCUCUUCUAAGCAAGUUUGGAGCAGAGCCAGACACAGCCGCGAUUGUUCUUCGUCUGGCGCAUUUUCUCGAUCUUGAAAUCUUCAAGCAACUACGUCAAAACACAAACAGAUACGAAAAGCUGCUCGACGAAAUCGUCACACAGUUUAACCGACACGACGAUAAGAGAGUUUUGUCAGAAGCAACUGCGGCGUUAUUGCAUUCGCGACAGUAUGGAGAGUUGGAGGAAAUCACAGACAAUAAAUUGUCAUACCUGUGGGAAACUGUCAUCACUUCUCUUCACAACUUUGACAAAACCUAUGAGCUUUCGUCGAGAGGUAAUCUAGGUGAGGCACCUCUCAGGGAAUUGUCAACAGUUCUUCUCAAGAUCAGCAAGCUGGCGAGCAUUUCAGACUGUAUCGAUGUCCUGGAGGCUGACGGAGACUCAUCCGAAUCAACAACAAACCCUGCCAUUCAAAUACUAGCCAAUAUUGUUCAUCGAGGCAAGUACGAGCCUCUCGAUGACCAAGACAUUGAUGAUCUCGAGGAUGAGGUGGUCUCAUUUGCGAUCAAGACCUGCCAGUUCUACUUUAUGUGGAAGACGCUGGCUUAUUCCAGGCUCCUGUCAACGACUGGCAGUAUCGCAGAUGCUGAGCUUGAUCGACUAUCGGCACUUCGACAGACUUUCCGCCGACAUCUUAUUGAAACCCUAUCAUCACGCGCCGCCAUUGACCAGUUGAGACUAUUCGCUACUGGCAGCCUGUGUGACCUUCACCUUACCUUCGCCACCCUACGCCCAACUAUUGAUCAACUCCGGCCUUCGUCCAGCUCUGAGUCACAAUCCUCGAACGGCGAGAAAUACAAGACAUUGAUUCAAGAUAUCGAAUCCGGCCUCAUUCCUGAGUUGAUUGCCAUCUUUGACGGCACCGAAAAACAGUAUGCCAAGAAGAUAAAGAAGGACAAAACCCUAAAUGAGCCAGCUGAAGACGAAGAUCCUAUGGCUGAUGAUGAAGACGAAGAGGACGAGGAUGAGGACGAGGGUCUUUCCGAGGAAGAGCGUUUCACUGCCGAACUCAAGGCCGAAAAAGCUUUGUGCGAACUCACCGCAAAAUAUGUCCUCGUGAUUACUGCUCGCCUGGUGGAUCAUAAGGGCUCACACGGAGGCAAGCUAAGGCGGCGUCUUCUUCGCAACCAAAAUAAACUUGGCAACAACUUCAAAGAAGUCGUUACCUACCUAGACGAAGAGAAGUUGGCCGAGCGGACAAGAAAAAAGGCCGCCCACGCACAGGCUCCAACAAGCGCCAAACCUCAGAAGGCCCAGCUUAGCGAAGCCAUUGUAAUUGGAGAGGAUGACGAGGAUGACAUCUUUGAUGACACGCCGCCACCAGAGGAGGGCUCCCGAGAAGAUCUCCGCGCAAAGGGUCUUCUUGAGGAUGAUCCAAUCGAAGACGAUGACGAAAAUGAAGAUGAAGAAGCGGAACGACCAGCUCACGAAUCAGACGAUGAUGUUAUAGGGGAUUAG